AAGAAGAAGAAGAAGAAGAACACAGCGCGUUAUGAAGGUGCAAUAUCGCACAGGGCUAACAAAACGAGGUUGCGACAUGAGAAAGCGGUUGCCCGUCGCGUUUAAAGUCUCUGGACCCAAAUUGUUUUGUUGGUAACCGCGUGUGGCGGUCGCAUGGGAGGGAGUUUCCGUUAUAUAUCCGCAUCGACCGUCAACAAUUUCAUAUCAAACGGUUAAGGCCGCCGAAAAAGACAUCAUGAAGAUCGUACUAUACGCGUUAUUGUGCGUCACUGUCGCGGUACGUGCCCUUCCCACUCAAGAAGAGCCGCGCAGCAACACGAUCCAAACCGAGAACGAUCUGCUGGAUUCGAUCUACACCGACUGCCUCCGCAAGGAUUCCACGUCCUGCUUGAAAUACAAGAUCUACAAUUUCGUGGACAAAUCGUUGGGCAACAAGGACGUGAUCACCGUCACCGAUGGCGUGCAAAUCAUCCGUACCGGAAACGACAGAGACGGAGCGCCGCGCGCCUUGAAGGGCGACGAGACCAUCGAGUCGCUGGUCUUCGAUCGGAUCGCGAGGUUCUUGGAGUCUCACACCCUUAAAGUGGACAUUAAGGGUAGCGAGGUGGUCAACGCGGUCAGCUCCACGGCGAGGAGUUUCAGCGAGUUUACCGAAAGCCUUGAAGAUGACGGGGCUGUGGAAGAAGGCAGGGGCAAGAAGAAGAAGAAAAACAUGAUGGGUCCGUUGAUGGCGGCGUUAGCAUUGAAGGCCGCGGUCCUCGGGAAGCUGGCCCUGUGGGGUAUCGCACUGAUCGCCGGCAAGGCUCUGCUUAUCGGUAAAAUCGCUUUGGUGCUGUCCGCCAUCAUCGGAAUCAAGAAACUCCUGGGUCAGCAAGGCGGCAAACACGUGACGUACGAAGUGGUCGCCCAUCCUCAGCACAGCAGCAGCCACGUCAGCACACACGAAGCAGUUUCGGCUCACGGGGGCGGCUACGGAGGCGACGUCGGGGGCAGCUACGGUGGCUCGGCCGGAGGAUGGGGUAGGUCCAUAGACGCGCAGACAUUGGCGUACAGGGGACAUUUGCCCGCGAAAGCAGCCCAACCCACUCAGUAGGACGACGAAGGAAUUCCCGAAGUACCUGCCAAAUCGGCAAGGUGUGAAAACCUGGCCAGCAAAGUCUUAUUUAUGGAUAUUUAUUGAAUUUUUGCUGUAAUUAAUAUAGAUUUUUGUAAGACGAAUAAGACACACAAGACAAAGACUACAAUUACCACAACCCCCGGGCGGUUUAGAUUUAAGCGUAAUUUUUACUUUGAUAAAACCAGUCAAUAAAAGUAAUUUAUAACG
Molecule: messenger RNA, 1324 nt
Organism: Cylas formicarius (sweet potato weevil)
Lineage: Eukaryota; Metazoa; Arthropoda; Insecta; Coleoptera; Brentidae
Exons: 1
Coding region: 236-1093 (285 amino acids)
Source: RefSeq, a predicted model, not a curated record